CAAACCCUCCUGCAGUUCGCUUCGCACUUCGCAUUCCUUCGUCUUCGGCGCCAGUCCUUCGUUUUCGUUUUCGUCUUCGGCGCCAGUCCUUCGUCUUCGUCCUUCGUUAAUUCUUCAUUCGUCUUCCUCCUACACGAGUUCACGUGGGUUCGUCUUCUUCAUUCGUGGGUUCGUUCUCCACUCUCCGUUCUCCACUCUCCGUUCGUCGCCAUUCGCCAUUUUCCGUUCUCUGUGGGUUCGUUCGCUGCAAAAUUUUCAGGCCAGGCCAUCUUGAUUCUCAUCGUGGAUCUUCUCUUUCUCUUCUUGGAUCGAAAUCGCGGGUGAGUUACUAUGGCUAUGGCAGAAGAGGAUCCUAAGCCACUUGCAUAUAUACCGGAGAUUAUACUGAAGAAAAGAAAGGUAAAUGAAGCAGCGGCAUUGAGAAGAAAGGAGCAGUUGGAGUUAAGGAAGCUUAGUUCGAAGAAAAACAAGGAUGGUUUUAUUAAACUACCUGAGGAAUUUGUCAGAGAAUAUCGUGCUAGGGAACUGGACCUUGUCAAAAUGAAGCACAGGAUAAAGAGAAAAAGAUCUGCUAUUGUGCCAUCAACAUCUAAAUUGAUUUUUAUAAUUCGGAUACAGGGCAAGAACGACAUGCAUCCAAAGACAAGGAAGAUCUUAUAUAGUCUCGGAUUAAGUAGAAUUUUCAGCGCAGUUUUUGCCAAGGCUAAUGAGAGUAUUCUAGGGAAGCUACAGAGGGUGGAGCCAUACGUGACAUAUGGAUACCCUAAUCUUAAAAAUGUGAGGGAGCUCAUAUAUAAGAAGGGAUUCGCAAAGAUAGACAAACAAAGAGUUCCUCUGACUGAUAACAACAUUAUUGAACAGGCAUUGGGGAAACAUGGUAUCGUGUGCAUGGAAGAUAUGGUGCAUGAAAUCGCUAAUGUUGGCCCUCAUUUUAAGGAGGUAAUUUCCUUUUUAUGGCCAUUUGAACUUGAAAAGCCAGGAGGGCGCUGCCUUCAAGGGAAAAAGUCAUCGUACAAGGAAGGUGGAGAUAGUGGUAAUAGAGAAGAUGACAUCAAUGAUCUGAUUAAUGAGAUGAAUUAGGCAAAAGCCUGAAGGGGGGGAAUAUCCAGUAGUUUCUGUAAUGCAAUUUUUGUAGGCUACAAUGAGUUUGUAUCUUGUUCAACUCAUUUGCUUCAUAUGUUUUGGGUUCUUUUACGUUAUUUCUUUUAUGUCCUAGAGAAAAAUGGAAAAGCUUGGAUCUGUUAUAUAUUUAACAACAUAAUAUCAUCCACAUUAUGUGAGAACAAAGCCUUCCACUUGGUCGACAUUUUGUCUCUA
Cucumis sativus (cucumber) is the source of this 1317-nucleotide messenger RNA. RefSeq names its product 60S ribosomal protein L7-1-like. Gene Ontology annotation, biological process: maturation of LSU-rRNA from tricistronic rRNA transcript (SSU-rRNA, 5.8S rRNA, LSU-rRNA). The transcript has 6 exons. Lineage: Eukaryota; Viridiplantae; Streptophyta; Magnoliopsida; Cucurbitales; Cucurbitaceae. Gene Ontology annotation, molecular function: structural constituent of ribosome; RNA binding. Bases 331 to 1080 code for a protein of 249 amino acids. The record is from RefSeq and is a predicted model, not a curated record. Gene Ontology annotation, cellular component: cytosolic large ribosomal subunit.